AUGGAGGCGGAUUGGGAUGAAAUCACCCGCAUAGCAGUGCCCUCUUCGGGUCUGCACGCGAUCCCUCCUCCCGCCAGUGCCAUCGCAUUCGACGAUGUGCAAGAACUCCUUUGGGUCGGCAAUGACCAGGGACGGGUCACGUCUUUCUACGGCGCCGAUCUGCAACGGUAUGUCUCGGUCAAGGCUCAUCUGGGCGAGGGUCCCGUCAAGCAGCUACUGGUCCACGAGAAGGGCAUCAUCUCCAUCUCUGCUUCCAGUGCCCAUUGCGUCAGUCGAAGGGGCUUGACACAAUGGCAUAUCGCGCAUCCGAACAUGAAUGAUCUGCGAUGCAUGACCUUCGCCAGCGUGGGGACGCACAACCUCAUCAUCGUCAACGGGUGCCACAGUACCUUCUUCGUUAUCGACCUGGACAAGGGUCAGAUCGUGUCAGAACAUCCCGCACAGGCAAAGUACACCAUUAUGAAGAAAAACCGGCAUAUUUGUGCCGCUACCGACGACGGAAACGUGCAUAUUUUGAGCCUCACCGACUACCGACUGCUCAAAUCGUGGAAAGCACAUUCCAGUGCUGUCAAUGACAUGGAUGCUCGCAAUGACUUUCUCGUGACUUGUGGUUUCUCAGUCCGGCAAAUGGGCGUACCUAUUGUUGACCCAUUGGCGAACGUCUACGACCUGAAAUCUUUAACCUCGCUGCCGCCUAUUCCGUUCCAUGCAGGUGCUGCAUAUGUCCGUUUGCACCCGAAACUACAAACAACCAGCUUCGUGGCGUCGCAAACCGGCCAGAUGCAGGUGGUGGAUCUGAUGAAUCCCGUCAACGUGAUGCUCAAGCAGGCAAACGUGCAAUUUAUGCUGGGCAUGGAAAUUGCCUCGUCCGGAGACGCUGUGGCCAUCAUAGAUACGAAUGGAUGGAUAUAUCUCUGGGGUUCUCCAUCCAAGGUCCGCUUCAACAACAUUAGCAAAGAGACCGAAUUUGCAGACCCUCCUCCACAGAAUGUGCCGCACGUUGACUGGAAUGACGCACCACUCAACACGAUAGGCAUGCCAUACUACUCCGAACCCUUACUAUCAGCUUGGCCCAGCCAUAUGAUUUUCGAGGUAGGAGCGCCACCCCCGACAAUCGAGCCGUCGCUAGUAUUUCACAUGCAAACUGCCGAGAUGGGCCACUACGCUCCCAACCUGAAUCCACGGAAACUUCUUCGGUACCAAGUCGAAGACACGAGAAUCGGCCACGUGCCCACAUCAAUCGCGGCACCGAAAUUUUUGAGCGAGAGAGCAAAGGAUCAACCCGCCAAUGGAGCUGGUACGAAGCUGGCCGAUGCGGCAGAGGCCCUUGCCGGUGUCUCGUUGAACGUACGAGCUCAGACGGACGAGGAGCGAAUGCUAAAGUACAGCAAUGUCGAGAUCAAGUACAGCCGAUUCGGUGUUGACGACUUCGACUUCCGAUACUACAACAAGACACCAUAUUCCGGCCUCGAAACUCACAUUGCAAACUCAUUCGUCAACUCUCUGUUGCAGUUGUAUCGAUUUGUUCCGCUUCUCCGCAACGUCGCCAUACAGCAUGCCGCGACGUCGUGUGUUGCCGGCAACUGUCUCCUUUGCGAGUUCGGGUUUCUUUUCGACAUGCUGGAGAAAGCCAAUGGUCAGAACUGCCAGGCGACAAAUCUGCUCCGGGCCUUCGGAGCCUCUAGAGAAGCUGCGAAUCUCAGUCUGUUUGAGCACUUGUCGGUGGCUAAUGUGACACCGCUGUCCACCAAUAUUCAAGCAGUGAACCGAUUCUUUCUGAAGCAGAUGGCCCAUGACUACACGUUGAUUGCGUCGACCAGCGAUGGUGUGGAUGAGGUCAUUGCGACCAAGGCUUUUGAAGCAAUACGAUGUAUGUACUGCAACAAUGAAACCUCCAAACCGGCCAGCACGUAUGUGCAUGACUUGGUCUAUCCUCAGCUGGACUCGAAACACUCGACGAGGUAUAUCAAAUUCUCAUCUGUUCUCAAGAGCACCAUUGAGCGGGAAGCCAAGAAUCGAGGCUGGUGCAGCCGAUGCCGACGGUAUCAGCAACUUGCCAUCCGCAAAACUAUCCGGCAAUUGCCUUUUGUUUUGAUGAUCAAUGCGGCGCUGGGCAGCAACACUGCAAUGCGCAACCUCUGGGAAACUCCAGGGUGGCUCCCGUCCGAGAUCGGCCUCACCGUGCAGGAUAGGAACGUGUACGUUUUCGAGGGUUCCGAUCUUGCUUUGCACAUUCGAAACAAGUCACCAGGUCUCAUGGUCUAUGAACUGGUCGGAUUCGUGGCUGAGAUUGACACCAGCGAGCGGCACCAGCCUCACCUGGUCAGCAUGGUCAAUGUGGAAGUAUCAAGCCCUAGGCCGGACGUUCCUUCCAGCCACAAGGUUUUUCCGAACUGGCACUUGUUCAAUGAUUUCUUGGUGUCACCAGUUGAUCCACGAGAAGCGCUGCAUUUCAACAAGAACUGGAAGAUCCCGAGCGUGAUUGCCUACCAGGUCAAGAGCGCUCACGGCAAACUCGACCACAGCUGGAAACGGACGAUGGACACCACGUUGCUGUACCAACACUAUAGCAUCAAUGGUCUAUCUCCCGUUGAUGGCUGCAAGAUCCUGGGGCCACAGGAACAUCCCGCCCAGGGGGCACCGAUAGCCCUUGACACCGAGUUUGUCGAAUUAGAGAAAGCCGAAAUCAAUGUCAAGGCGGAUGGAACACAAGAGACCAUUCGACCAGCCAAAUCCGGUCUUGCGCGAGUCAGCGUUCUCCGAGGGCAGGGUGAGGACGAAGGCGUCCCCUUCAUAGACGACUACAUCACCAUCUACGAGCCGAUUGUCGAUUACAAGACACGGUAUUCUGGCAUUCGACCAGGAGACCUCGAUACGCAAGUCUCACAGCACAAUCUCGUCCCACUCAAAGUGGCAUAUAAGAAACUCUGGAUUCUUCUCAACCUAGGGUGCAUCUUCGUCGGCCACGGUCUGGCCUCCGAUUUUCGCAAAGCAAACAUCCACGUCCCUAAGUCACAAACAGUCGACACACAGUAUCUCUACCUGGCGCCUGGGAAGAACCGUCGUUUCUCACUGCGAUACUUGGCAUGGGCUGUGUUUAAGGAAUACAUCCAGGAAGAGACCAGCUUGGACGAGGCAGCGCAGAUAGACGGACACGACAGCAUCGAGGAUGCCCGUAUGGCGCUACGUCUCUGGCGCAAAUUCCAAGAAUACGAGGACGCGGGUAUCGUGGAGCAGAUGAUCGAAGACAUUUACCGCAAAGGCACAAAGUAUGGGUGGAAGCCGCCACCACGGAGUAUUGGGGGCACCUUGGUGCCGGUGGAUGGCAUGGGUACUGGAGCAGCGAACAGUGCGGUGCAGAGUGGACGGAACACUCCAGACAUGGCGCCAGUGUCUUCGUCGGUGUCGGGCACGCCGCUGCCAAUGUCACCGCCAAAAACAAAUGGUAGUGCGAGUGGCAGCUCGGGAGGUGGAGCGUUCAAGCUGAAUGCGGCGGGAGCAGGGGCUUUUGUGCCGGGCAAUGGAAUCAUCAAGGAGAGUCCACUUCGAUAG
This is a messenger RNA of Cladophialophora yegresii CBS 114405, 3552 nucleotides long. RefSeq names its product poly(A)-specific ribonuclease. Gene Ontology annotation, cellular component: PAN complex; P-body. Bases 1 to 3552 code for a protein of 1183 amino acids. Gene Ontology annotation, biological process: nuclear-transcribed mRNA poly(A) tail shortening; mRNA processing. The transcript has 2 exons. Lineage: Eukaryota; Fungi; Ascomycota; Eurotiomycetes; Chaetothyriales; Herpotrichiellaceae. Gene Ontology annotation, molecular function: nucleic acid binding; protein binding; poly(A)-specific ribonuclease activity. The record is from RefSeq and is a predicted model, not a curated record.